GGUCACGACUUCACUGCAUGCCUUAGCCUUGCACGCGCCCUUUCUCUGCCACCGUACAAAGCCUGGGAGAACACUUUUGAAAACAAAUCAGGAAAUUACUUAUCAAUCUGAAGCCACACAGAGUUAUGAGUAUUCCUCGCUGCCAGAGGAUAGAGGAUUUUGAGCAAAUGCUCCACAUCUGUGUGCACUGAGUUCAAAGAGCCCAGCUGUUGGACGGUCCUUCGAGCACUAGCCAAAGAUGUUUGUGUUGCUCUAUGUUACAAGUUUUGCCAUAUGUGCAAGUGGACAACCUCGGGGUAGUCAGCCCAAAGGAGACAACUACUCCCCCAGAUACAUCUGCAGCAUUCCUGGCUUACCUGGACCCCCAGGGCCGCCUGGAGCAAAUGGUUCCCCUGGGCACCAUGGUCGGAUUGGCCUUCCAGGAAGAGAUGGUAGAGACGGCAGGAAAGGAGAGAAAGGUGAAAAGGGAACUGCAGGUCUGAGAGGCAAGACAGGGCCUCUGGGUCUUGCUGGUGAGAAAGGGGACCAAGGAGAGCCUGGAAAGAAAGGUCCCAUGGGACCAGAGGGACAGAAAGGAGAAGUAGGUCCAGUGGGGCCUCCUGGCCCAAAGGGAGACCGAGGAGAACAAGGGGACCCAGGGCUGCCUGGAGUGUGCAGAUGUGGGAGCAUCAUGCUCAAAUCCGCCUUUUCUGUGGGCAUCACCACCAGCUACCCGGAAGAAAGACUGCCUAUCAUAUUUAACAAGGUGCUCUUCAACGAGGGGGAGCACUACAACCCCACGACCGGGAAGUUCAUCUGCGCCUUCCCAGGGAUCUACUACUUCUCCUACGACAUCACCUUGGCCAACAAGCACCUGGCCAUCGGGCUGGUGCACAACGGCCAGUACAAGAUAAAGACCUUUGACGCCAACACAGGGAACCACGACGUGGCUUCCGGGUCCACGGUCAUCUACCUGCAGCCAGAGGACGAGGUCUGGCUGGAGAUCUUCUUCACAGACCAGAACGGCCUCUUCUCAGACCCGGGCUGGGCAGACAGCUUAUUCUCUGGCUUUCUCCUCUACGUUGACACAGAUUACCUGGAUUCCAUAUCAGAAGGCGAGGAACUGUGAUCCACACAGCAGACCUGAGAGCGCCGAGGUCACGGUGGCUGACACUUUGAUUCAGUCUGGGGAGCUGGGAAGUGAAGUGAGCAAGAAGGGGAUCUGAAGAGGCUCCUAAUCAGAUGCCAGAGCAUUUACAGACAGUUCCGCUGAAUUUAUGGAAACAAGAGAAACCACCAGACAACUGAAACCACACCAACAUGAACUAUGUAUAAUAACGCCAGAUGUGAAUUCUCUUGAAACUAAUGUUUGUAAAUAUUUAAACAAAUUAAAGACAAUGUUAACAAAAAUUUUGUUAAAUGCCCUUAGUGAUAAAACCAGCUGGCAAUGAUAUUGCCUCAUUAAAUCUUUAUAAAAU
Messenger RNA from Heterocephalus glaber (naked mole-rat), 1457 nucleotides. RefSeq names its product C1q and TNF related 7 (gene C1qtnf7). The record is from RefSeq and is a predicted model, not a curated record. Lineage: Eukaryota; Metazoa; Chordata; Mammalia; Rodentia; Bathyergidae. Gene Ontology annotation, molecular function: protein binding.